Molecule: messenger RNA, 613 nt
Organism: Papilio xuthus (Asian swallowtail)
Lineage: Eukaryota; Metazoa; Arthropoda; Insecta; Lepidoptera; Papilionidae
Exons: 4
Coding region: 52-579 (175 amino acids)
Source: RefSeq, a predicted model, not a curated record
ACAAAAAGACAAGCAUGUCACCUACAAAUAAAUGAUAAAUUGUUGUAGUUAAUGAAUUUAAACGGCCUAAUGGAAACUCUUAAAAAUUAUCUACAUGGCCAUUUGAAUAGGACUCUAUCGCCGCGGGCGACUGUCGCUAUUAUAUCUAUUAUAAGUUUGGUGGCAAGUUUCGCGGACUUCGUGACGAGUCAGAUGAUCCCAGAGGAUGCGUGUCAGUCGUGCAGGAGCAACAAUGUGCUGCGUCUGCGCGCCAAUAUCUACUGCCUCAGAAGUCUGCUGCUCAAACUGUUCCAAGUUGCCAACUUAAUAUUAUUGCUCGGUUGCAUUAUUGAGAAUUCAAUAAUGAUGCAGUUAUACAUUUGGUAUACGCUGUCGUUCGUCGUGUUCGGCUUUGUGGUUACGCUCGUGGAAUUCCUGAGCCGCAUCAAACGCGAACAGGUCUGGACUUUCAUGGCCCUAUUUGCAGACGUUUUAUAUUUAUUUGUUAUUUUCUGGUGUCUACCGAUAAUAGAUACUUACAGGAAAUCGUUGAAAGGCGACAAUCCAUUGGUGAGAAAUUCCGCUGAAGAUGUCGUUUAAAAUUGUUUGUUUUUAUUAAAAUGUAGUAAUGUUA